CAAUUCGUAGAUCAUGAACGAUAUCGAACGAAACGAUAUUUCGCUGCGACAUGACUUUGAAUUUUGCGAAAAUAUCAUCAAGUAUUUGGAAAGUGGGAAGCAAAGUACGAAGGAUCUACAGGACCAGUUGAAACAAUGUGAAGAGAAAUUAAAACUUUUAACAAAGGAAGUAGCAGCUCGUUCGUUAUUCAGUAGUAAUGAAGGUGUUGACGAAUUGCCGACCAAUUCGUUGAAUUAUUUAUUCCUACCAUAUUAUUUGGCUACGGUAACGCAAAAUAUUAUCGUUGGACCGGAGGGACGUCUUUCAUCUUUGGACCGCGCAAAGAUAUAUUUACGAGACUUUUUGGAAAGGUUAAGAUCAUACAGUAUUAUUGACUUCGAUUUGUCCGGAUUGAACGACGAUAGUGAAGGAAAGGAAACAGAGAAAUCGAACCAUGACAUCAAUCUAUCUAAACAGAGAGAAUUAAAAUUGCGACGAUUCCAACAGGAAAAGGAAUUGGAAAAAUUAGUGGAAAAUUCUGAAUCCGAAAUAUAUUCAAAUGCAGAUGACGAGUUAAUGCGUGACUUAAUUAUAAAUCGUUUACGUCUUGCUGCAAUGAAAAGUAUGAAUGAGAUAAGACAAAUUGAUCAAGAAAGACCAAUGGUAGAGCACAUGUUGAAAAUCCAAACAGGACAUACUGAAGCUUUGCCGAAACGACCGACGAAGCGAUUCGCACCAACUCCAUACAUAAUAGCUCGAGAUAAAGUACAAAAGGAAGUUUUUGGUUUGGGAUAUCCAAGUAUACCAACGAUGACUGUAAGCGAAUGGUAUGAUGACAUGAUGAAAAAUGGAAGAUUCGGUGCUAUAAAUCCGGGCUCAUCUGAAAAUAACUCCGACUCAAAUGCAAUGGAUGAAGAAACAAAGGAAGAACAGGAACGGGUUCGUCUUCAAAAAUGGGAUGAAUAUAAAGAUUAUCAUCGUCGUGGCUGGGGAAAUAUGCAUAAUAAAGGCUAAAAAGGAUUUUUUGAUUCGAUGUUAAAUUUGAAUGCAGUUGUAAUGUUUUAUUGGCAAUUUGAAUUUUUUUCUUAUAUUUUUAAACUGGAAUUUUAUAUUAUUCGGCGUUCUUUAUAGUGUAGAUUGUAUUCGUAAUUCAUUUCAAGAAAUUAAAACUGUUUGUUUUGUGCAUCAUUUUUAUCCAAGUUUAUUUCCACAAAUGUUGUGUAUGAGAGAUUUGUAUAUAAGCUUUUUGUCACAUGAACAAUUUUUUUCUCCUUAUAUAUUUGUCAUGUUGUUUUCUCCCAUUGUGUCGUAAGAAAAAUACCUAUUUGAGGAAUGACUUGCUCCAAAAUGUCAG
Messenger RNA from Loa loa (African eye worm), 1334 nucleotides. RefSeq lists its product as hypothetical. Gene Ontology annotation, biological process: regulation of dephosphorylation; regulation of signal transduction. Lineage: Eukaryota; Metazoa; Nematoda; Chromadorea; Rhabditida; Onchocercidae. Gene Ontology annotation, cellular component: cytosol. The record is from RefSeq and is a predicted model, not a curated record. Bases 14 to 994 code for a protein of 326 amino acids. Gene Ontology annotation, molecular function: protein phosphatase 2A binding. The transcript has 7 exons.